AUGUCGGACUUAUUCGACGCGUUCGAUGACGAUAAAAAAGGAAAGAAGAAGAUGAUGCGCACACCUCCUGGAGGAGGGUUCGUGAGACCACCACCGGCUGGAAGUAAUACCACUACUCAUUCUGCGGAGACGACGACGAAUCUUAAACCGACCGCGAGCGCGUUCGUUCCCGGAGGAGGAGGAGGAGGAGGAUUAGGAGGUGCAGCCGCCUCUGGUGCUGCGCCUGUACCGCCUCAAGCGGUUUCGUCGACGCUCGAUGAACAACGAGGAGAUGAAGAACAAAAAGAAGAAGUAGAAGAAGUAGUAUCGUCUGUGAUGCAAAAGGUCGCGAAAACGUUAACGAUUGGCGGCGAUUCCGGCUCGGAUUCCGCGUUAUCUCAAAUGGCCGAACGCGAACAGAAGUUAAAAGAAGAACAACAACGCAAAGAAGAAAAAGAAGAAGCGAAGAGGUUACAACAGAUGGAAAAAGAGAGGAAAGACUCAGAGCGAAAGAAAGAAGCGGAAGAGGAAGAGAAACAGUUGAUGGAAGAGUUGGCGAAUAGUAAAGACGCGGAUAGUCGAGAACAUUUGAACUUGGUGUUUAUCGGACACGUCGACGCCGGGAAAUCGACCAUCGGAGGGCAGAUUUUGUAUCUCUCCGGUCAAGUCGAUCAGAGAGUCAUCGAAAAGUACGAACGAGAGGCGAAGGAUAAAAAUCGAGAUUCGUGGUACAUGGCGUACAUCAUGGACACUUCGGAAGAGGAAAGAGCGAAAGGGAAAACCGUGGAGGUUGGUAAAGCGCAUUUCGCGACGGAGAAGAAAAGAUACACCGUGUUGGACGCGCCGGGGCACAAAAAUUACGUGCCGAACAUGAUCGCCGGCGCCGCGCAAGCCGACGUCGGCGUUCUGGUCAUCGCGGCGAGGAAAGGCGAAUUCGAAACCGGGUUUGAAAAAGGCGGGCAAACCAGAGAGCACGCGCAGUUGGCGAAAACUUUAGGCGUUACAAAGUUAGUCGUGGUGGUGAACAAAAUGGACGAUCCGAGCGUCAAGUGGGAUAAAAAAAGAUUCGACGAAGUACACACGAAACUGAUUCCGUUUUUGAAAAUAUGCGGGUACAAAGAAAAAGACAUCACGUUCGUCCCGAUUUCCGGAUUAAAAGGUACGAACGUGAAAGAUCUCGUCUCGAAAAGCGAGUGCGAUUGGUACGGCGGCAAAUCGUUCUUCGACACGUUGGACGAUUUAGAACCGAUGGAUCGAGAUCCGAACGCGCCGUUUCGCAUGCCGGUGAUGGACAAAUACGCGGAGAUGGGGUGCAUGGUCAUGGGAAAAACCGAAUCUGGGGCGUGUCGAGUCGGACAAAAGCUCACGUUAAUGCCCGGUAGAAUCGAUUGUAAAAUUGAAAAGCUUUGGCAAGACGAAGACGAGUGUUCCAUUUGCAAGUGCGGCGAAAACGUGAGAAUGAAACUCUCCGGCGUGGACGAAAAAGAUAUCCAUCCCGGGAUGGUCUUGUGCCCGCCGAACAAAUUGGUCCACGUCACGCAAGAAAUCGAGUGCCAACUCGCCAUCGUGGAAUUGUUAGACCACAAAUCCAUCUUUUCCACCGGCUACAACGCCGUCAUCCACAUCCACUCCGUCACCGAGGAAAUCGAAGUCAAGAAACUCGUCAGCGAAAUGGACCCGAAAACUCGAAAGCCGAAAGAAAGUAAGUGCAAAUACUUAAAAGCUGGAUCCAUCGGCGCCGUUCGAAUUACCAUCGCCGCGCCAAUCUGCGUGGAAAAGUUCUCCGACGUCCCUCAGUUAGGGAGGUUCACCUUGAGAGACGAAGGGAAAACCAUCGCCAUCGGGAAGGUUUUACGGAUCAAACCGAAAUCCGAGGAAAUCGAUAACAUGGCCAAGACGACCGGUGGCGCUGCCGUCUGA
Messenger RNA from Bathycoccus prasinos, 1899 nucleotides. RefSeq lists its product with no specific name. Bases 1 to 1899 code for a protein of 632 amino acids. The record is from RefSeq and is a predicted model, not a curated record. Gene Ontology annotation, cellular component: translation release factor complex. NCBI's taxonomy places the organism in Eukaryota, Viridiplantae, Chlorophyta, Mamiellophyceae, Mamiellales, Bathycoccaceae. The transcript has a single exon. Gene Ontology annotation, biological process: translation. Gene Ontology annotation, molecular function: GTPase activity; translation release factor activity; GTP binding.